AAGGAUCGAUCGCAAUGAUCUGCUACACCGAAAUUCAUUCUUUGAAAGGCGCAUUCUACUUUUAAAAACAGUGACAACACGCCUCAGCUGAUAAGUUUUCUUACCAUCUAUUAUUUUCGAUAACAAAGGUGAGUUAUUCCAUUCUUUCGCGCAAAAUGAGCGAUUCUCGUUCGAGCGAUCCAUGAAGCGGUGGACCGGAAGUUUGUUUUUGGAUCAACCGGGACCUCUUGUUCCAGCGGGGUCUUUUGAGGGACGGGAAAGUAAUUUCCCGUAAUAAAUAUUCAAUUAGGACAUGUAGCUGCCGUUUGCAUAAUUUUCAACCAAACCUCCCAAACGGCGUCCCUCGACCACUUCCCAUUGGCCCUCAGCUCCAUAAAAUCUUGUUCAAAGGCCCCAUCCUUCUUAUGAACGGGCAAUGAACAUCAACUCCAGAAUCUCCAACUCCAACAAUGAUUCAAACCAAGAAGAUGAAGAAGAGACGGCCGAAGACAGAGCUCGCUGUGAAUGGGACUUCCACCUCGCCACCAUCAUCUCCCCUUCAACCACAAGAGAAGUCUCCGACGUCAUCGGCGCCAUCGAGUUUGACCCCACCGGCCACCUUUUAGCCACCGGUGGCAUCUCUAGAAAGAUAAGAAUCUAUGCUCUCAGCUCUUUACCAUCACCACACGGAUGCAAUCUGACGACGAGCUUUUCCGACCACUCCACCGCCUGCAAAUUCUAUAUCUGCACGCCGGCCAAGCUAAGCAGCCUCCGGUGGCAGCCCGAUUCCGGCGGUCGCAUCAUCGGUUCGGGCGACUACGACGGCGUUGUGACCGAGUACGACGUCGAGCGCCGCGUCGCGAUUUUCGAACGCGACGAGCAUGACGGCCGGCGAGUGUGGAGCAUAGACUAUUCGAUCAAUGGGGAGCUCUGCGCGUCGGGUUCAGACGAUGGCACUGCGCAUAUAUGGGAUCGGAGGUGCAAUGGCGGCAGCGUGUGGGCAGCGAAAGCCGGCGGAGCAGUCUGCGGCGUGGAGUUCGACCCGGGGGGCGGGCCGUGGAUCGGCGUCGGGAGCGCCGACCGACAUGCGUAUGUGUACGAUAUUCGGGCGACGGCUGCGGCUGCGGGGCCGGUGGCGGUUUUAGGGGGGCACGGCCGGGCGGUGACGUAUGUUAGGUUCGCCACCGCCGGCGGCGGAGGGAGGGUGGUGACGUCGGGGACGGAUGGGACCCAUAGGCUGUGGAGUUGGGAGGAGGGGAGGGAGGUGAGGGUCUUCAGAGGGCACGUAAACAAACGGAGCUUUGUGGGGUUGUCGGUAUGGAGGGAAGGGGGAUUGGUGGGGAGCGGGUCGGAGAGCGGCGAGGUGUUCGUAUACGACCUCCGGUGGGGGGAGCCGGUCUGGGUGAGCCGGUGGGCGGGGGACCGGGCCGAUGCGGACCGGGGUUUCGUUAGCGCCGUCAGCUGGAGGCAGACGCCGGGGGAACGGGAGGGGAUGCUGGUGGCCGGGGGUUCGGAUGGGGUGCUGAAGGCGUUCGUCAGCAAGAGGAAGGAAGCCCGGCUAUGACUGAAUAUCUUUUUCUUUUUUCCUUUCCCCUUUCCUCCAAAGAUAACUGUUUGAGAAAAAGCAAUAAAAAAUGGUGAAUUUAGGAGAAGAUAGAUGUUUAGAUGAUUUGUUAAUGGCAUCAUGGAACUAACUUUAGGAGCUUGUCAUUAGAACUUUCUGCAAAAGAUGAGAGGUUUUGUAGCCAAACUGACCUGAACAAUUAUGGAAAAUCUGAUUUAAUCUAACAAUUAUGAAAAAUCCUGUGAGCCAAACUUCUGGUUACUAAC
This is a messenger RNA of Phoenix dactylifera (date palm), 1809 nucleotides long. It is a transcript of the gene RUP2, whose product is annotated as Transducin/WD40 repeat-like superfamily protein. NCBI's taxonomy places the organism in Eukaryota, Viridiplantae, Streptophyta, Magnoliopsida, Arecales, Arecaceae. The record is from RefSeq and is a predicted model, not a curated record. Gene Ontology annotation, biological process: response to UV-B. Gene Ontology annotation, molecular function: protein binding.